AUGGAAUCAAAUAAAGAUAAUAAUAAUAAUAUUGAAAAUGAUAAUAAAGAAAAGAAAAUUGUAACAGAUAGAAUUAGAAUAUUAUUACAUCCAAAAGCACCAUCAAUUGGUGAUAGUGUUUUACAAGGUACAAAGACAGGAUUUUUAUGUGGAGUUGGUGUUGGUUUAGUUACACCAUUAAUAUUUAGAGGUAGAGGAGUUGAACCAGUUGGUUCAUUUAUGAAAUCAGUAUUAAAUUUAACAUUUAUAGGUACAACAUUUGCAUCAACUUUACAUGUACUUCAAUAUAAUCUUUUAUUACCACCAAUGUCAUCAUGGACACUUAGCGGUCUCAUUAUCGGUGGUACAACAUCACAUAUAUUAGCACGUGGACGUUUUAUUCAAGGUAUGUUUUGUGGAGGUAUUUUCGGUGCAUUAGGUCAUAUGGCACAUAAAAAGAUAUACAAAGAUAGUAUCAAUAAAAAUAUAAUUGCAGAUAUAACCGAAUUAAAAGUAUUAGUAGAAGAUAAUAAAAACAAAAAUCAUAAUAUUGAAUUAUCAAUUCGUGAUCAAAAUUUAUAUGAUAAACUUAUGGAAGGUAUUGAUAAUAGAAUGAGUGAUCCUGCUUUCAAUAAUAGUAAUAAUGAUAACGAAGAUCCAAUUACUUUUUCAAAAAUUUUAAAAUCAUUAAGUCCACUUAAAGAAAUCACUGAAGAAGAAAAGAAAAUAAUCAUUCAAAAAAAUAAUGAAAGAGAUAAUACUGUAGUUUUAGAUUUAAAAGGUAAAUCAAGAUCAACAACACAACAAGAUAAUAAUAAUAAUAAAUAA
Dictyostelium discoideum AX4 is the source of this 807-nucleotide messenger RNA. RefSeq lists its product as hypothetical. The record is from RefSeq and is a predicted model, not a curated record. Lineage: Eukaryota; Evosea; Eumycetozoa; Dictyosteliales; Dictyosteliaceae. The coding region runs from base 1 to 807 and encodes 268 amino acids. The transcript has a single exon.